Vespula vulgaris is the source of this 8578-nucleotide messenger RNA. RefSeq names its product sodium-coupled monocarboxylate transporter 2-like. Gene Ontology annotation, cellular component: membrane. Bases 1346 to 3181 code for a protein of 611 amino acids. Gene Ontology annotation, molecular function: symporter activity. Gene Ontology annotation, biological process: transmembrane transport; sodium ion transport. Lineage: Eukaryota; Metazoa; Arthropoda; Insecta; Hymenoptera; Vespidae. The transcript is spliced from 15 exons. The record is from RefSeq and is a predicted model, not a curated record.
UAGAUGCACGCGGAAAACGCGUAUUCCAUGGGAUCACGAGUUCUUUGUUAGUAUUUUUAACUAAUAAAUAAUUAAGAUAGUAAGAAAAAGACAGAGGUAGAUAGUUAUGGCGAUACUCCUCCUACGGUGUCCUAACAUUAUUCUUGAUUGGUUCGAACCAUUUAUUGCUCACCAACCAACGAUAGUCGCAAGUAAAAGAUAGUCAUUAUUAUCAUCGUCAUCGUCAUCGUUGUCUUUUCGUUUUCUUUGGUAGAAAGCGAGCGAACAUACACGAAUCAACGUCGAUGGAGACUCGAUUGUGCAACUCAGUCGCGGUCGAAUCGAAGUCAAGAGAGUAGCAACUACUAGAUCACUGUAGCCGUUUCAACGUGAACCAUCGUGAACCAAGAUUUCUUUGCCUCGCGAUCGUUUCGUUUAUUUAAUCUUUGAUGUGCGAGUGAAUGGGUGUUUAAGUUUCUUCUGCCACAAAUGCGUCCAUUCUUACACAGGAAAGAAAUAAGAAGCUUAUUUUACUAUAGUCGUUUAACGCAAGGAUCGUAAAUAAGAUAAAGUAGAAAUGAUCUUUCUUUCUCUUUCUCUCUAUGUUGUUUGGUGAAUAUAUGUAUAUGGCAGACGUAAUGUCUCAAAAGUUUUAUUAUGGGUCAGUGAUUGGUUUUAUUCUGUUUAUUUGAGUAGAUUAUUUUUACUGUAAUAUUUAACGUGAAUUUCUUUACGAUUCGUUUGAUUCGAGAAUGACGAAUAGAACUGAUAAACAGAACCUAUAGUGAUUGACUAUUGUUUCAUGAUAUUCUGCGAUAUAAAUAUAUCAAUAAAUAUAUCGUUCUAAUGACUGCAGAAGAUAUUUAAACGUAUUAUACUCUUGUUCCUUGCCAUUUUUUAUCUUAUUUUAAUAAACAUUUUUAUGAUUCUAUCUGGAACGCAUCAUUCAUAAAAAAUAUAUAUGUGAAGAUAUUUUGACAAGUAAAUAAGAAGAAUUCAUAAAAUUAUUCUAUAAGUGGUUACACAGUAUAAUUGGGUCGUUCGAUAAUGUAAAUUAUGUUCGAAUCAGAAAAGAAAAAGAAGAAAGGACUAAGAAUAAAAUUUUAUCUGGAAAAAAUGUAUGCUAUAUAGCUUAUUAUACACGUGUUUCCUGAGUAAUUCGCUUAUCGAUUGUAGAUCAAGGUCAUUUUGGAAUUGUUAAACUUAAUACUAUCAACAUUCUCAAAUGUAAAGCAAAUUGUGAUUAUAGUAUCGUCGAAAAUUCAACGAUCCUGAAGUAGCAAAAGUUUGCUUGACCGCAAAUAUAUUCAAUUGUAUUACAAUUGCAUCUUCUAAAUAUAACAAGAAUUAUUAAUAGAAUUUAAAAAUGUUCGAGAACAGUUCAGAAAAAGGACACUUUCAUUGGGCUGAUUGGCUUGUUUUCGCCGCUAUGCUAACUAUAUCCGCCGCAGCUGGACUUUGGCAUUACAAGAGUGCACAACAAUCGUCCGUAGAGAAUUAUUUACUCGGUGGAAGGAAACUCAGACUUUGGCCGGUUUCUGCGUCUCUAAUUGCCAGUUUCAUAUCUGGGGUAACAAUAGUUGGAGCUCCUGCAGAAAUUUAUAAUUUUGGCACUCAAUAUUGGAUCACCGUGAUAUCUUUGCUUUUUUCCGGAAUUGUCGUUGCAAAUAUUUACUUACCUGUUUUUGUAACAUUACAAUUAAAUUCGGCAUACGAGUAUCUGGAGAUAAGAUUUAACAAGGGCGUUAGAAUUUUAAUAUCGCUGAUAUUCGUUUUCGAUGCCGUUCUCUACCAAUCGAUAGUAGUCUACGUGCCUGCAUUGGCAUUAAAUCAAGUAAGUGAUAUCAAUACGCAUAUCAUCGGCGCCAUUUUAUGCGGAGUGUGCGUCUUUUACACAGUUCUUGGUGGCUUAAAAGCAGUAGUUUGGACUGAUAUGCUUCAAGUUAUAAUAAUGAUCCUAGCCAUGCUCAUCGUGACUGUGUUAGGCACUUGGGAAGUCGGCGGUCUAUCCAAAGUAUGGCAGAAGGCACGAGAAGCUAAUAGAAUAGAAUUUUUUAACUUCGAUUCUUCUCUGUACACGAGACACACAGUUUGGAGUGUUCUAAUUGGAUCUUGGCUAUACUCUACGGCGUACAUCGCUGUGAAUCAGACGAUGGUUCAACGGUACACAUCACUGAGAACUAUGAAGACAUCUAAAUUAUAUAUGUAUGUUUGCAGAGCUAUAGGGAUAUCUAUUAUUGGCAUAGUUAUUUUUAUUUCGCUAUGUUGCUGGUGUGGAUUGGUUCUUCUAGCUUGGUGGUCACCACCAAAAUGUGAUCCAAGAGCUACUGGUUUAAUUACGGCCGAUGAUCAACUACUUCCAGCUUUCGUAAUGCAAGCUGCUGGUUACUUGCAUGGUAUACCUGGUCUCUUCAUUGCUGGAAUUUUUGGGGCUGCUCUUAGCUCUCUAUCAGUAGGAUUUAAUUCCACUUCUGUAGUUCUUUUAGAAGACUUUGUGAAGAGUUGUUUUGGUCUACAACCGAACGAGCGUUGUUCAACGAUUUUAGUUAAAAGUAUAAUUAUAUUCCUUGGUUUAUUCGCGUUGGCUUUUGUCUUUUUCAUCGAAACAUUGGGAGGCAUUUUAGUGGUUACGAACAGUUUAGCCGCAAUUGCCGCAGGAAUUUCCUUUGGAGUCUUCACUCUUGGAAUGCUUUUUCCAUGGACUAACUCUCAAGGCGCAUUCGUAGGUGCUGUUGUGGGAUUUUUAAUAGCUGGUUGGGCAUGUUUCGGAGCAAAUAUAUCGAUCAGUUCCGGUGUUAUAGUACCAAAGAAGCUUCCGGUACCACUCGAUCAGUGUCCGGGAAAUAUAAGUCAAGCUUUCUUAGAUCAAUUCGUUCAUUCUAACGAAGAAGAUGUGUUUGCUCUUUACUUAUUGUCCUAUCAUUGGUUUUCCGGAUUGGGUACGCUGAUAGUAAUCGUGGUUGGAGGAAUAGUCACUUGGUUGACGGGGCCAAAGGAUCCUUCUUAUAUCGAUAGAAAGUUGCUGUCUCCGGUAAUACACAGAUGGCUACCUUAUCCAAAAUAUCAGAACGAAGAAUGGUAUCAAUCAACGACUGAACCUCAGUCUUCGGUAAACCUUUUAUUAAAAAAUCUACCAAACAAAUUGAAACAGAGUGAUACAUACAAAAAGAAAGAGAAUCAAACUGACGUAGCAGUUUCUUGACUAUAGUCAAAUACUGUCAAAAUGUAUAGAAAAUAUUACUUAUAUUGAUUUUUUAAUUUGUUAUUACGUAGAAUGUAAAGUUAGUGUUAGAAUCUUAGUGACGCUCUAACAUGUUGGGUAUAUAAUGUUAUAAAAAGAGAACGAAGUGUGAAACGAAGAAAAAAUAUAUUUUUAUAUGUUCAUAAAUAAUUCGUAUUCCAUCAUUACGUUUUCUUUUCAUUUGAACAUUCGAUAUUUAUUUCGAACUCUUCUAAAUUUUGCGAGACGUAUUAAAGAUUUAAAAACAACUUGACUUAUCUCUUCGAAAGAUAAGUUCAGUAGACAUAAGUUAAACGUACUAGGGAGUGCGUUAAGAACAGGACGAAGAGUAGCAUGUAGGAGGGAAUGGUAGUAGGAAUAGCAACAUAGCCAAAGAGCUAAGGACUCGUCCUGUCAAGUAGCGUGUUCCUGGUCGAGCGGUCCACUCGCUUCACACCGAGUUCUCUAACUGAGUUUAUUCGGUUUUCAAGCUUUGGUGAUUCCCGACGGUGGCUACCAUGUGAAAGACGAGAGAGAGAGAGAGAAGGCUCGGACGACGAUGACGAUAGGAGAGGCAAGGCCCCAGGAUAUUAGCCGGCUUGUUAAGGGAAAGCCAACGCCGUCAAACGUCCUUAUUAAGGCCACGCAAAUAACCCGGCCGCUCUCUUCGUUCACCUACAUGAACCUCCCUCUCCCUCUCUCUCUCUCUCUCUCUCUCUCUCUCUCUCUCGUUUUCUACCCCUCUACACACCUCCCUGACGUUGGAAAUUCAAUUUUCGCCGACCCGAAAUGCGGUCGGUCAAAAGCGGCGCCGUCAGGUUCGAUAUUGUUCGCACCACCGAUCGUGUACCUUCACUCAACACGCUUCGCCAGUUUUUGCCACGAGUUUGCUCGGAUCGCGUUGUUGGCGAAGCUUGUUUAACGAUGUAGAGAGGUGCGAAAUCGGCAACGCGACAGUAUCUAUUUCUGGGAAUGAAGUAUCUUUUCAUUUUGUUCCGUUCUUCAAAUUUUUGCGUUCAAGCAUAGUUAUUUACCUGGUCUUAUCAGGUGGUUGUUUAGUUUAUCAUUGAUAAAAAUCAUACCUAGACACGGACUUUUCGUUUAGAAUAAACCGAUAGUUCAGAAGAUACUGAAAUUAGAGAUAUGCAUCGACUUUCUUCAAGUUCUUCGAAAAUUAAUGUACACCAUUCAGGGACACACCAUACAUCGGAUUUUAUGUGUUCUGCGUUUAAUCAUAUUGAAAGCUCUCACUUGGACGAGUCAAUAUUUCUCAGAGAGAAGUGACUGAGAAUACGGUUCUCACUGGGAAGGGUCCGAUCGAUACCCUCCGAUGGUACGACUUAGAUUUGACGUUCGUCCAAUUUGUCUGAGCGCGUCAGGUUCCAUCUACUACGCUUAGGUAUCGACUACUCUAUCUGCACUCACUCUUACCACAGACUUCUCUCUCGUUCUCUCUGCGACUAGUGGCUUAUCUAUUCGGAUAAUAUUGACCGCGUCGAAAACGUUUUGCAUCAAAGUGCAUUCGUCGAUCUGUAAAUCAAACGAUUACCUUAAUUUUCCGAUAUACAUAUCUCAAAAUACCAACGCGAUACACAACGUAUCGCAUUUCAUCAAAAUUAUUGACAUUUUUCAGAGGAUCAUUACAAGAUAAGAUUAGAGUUACUAAGACUUUUCGUUCCUCAUCUUUGACGUAAAUUUGACGAUCACAAAUUUAUGAGAGACAGUUUUAAAGAAGGAUAGCCGAAGAGAGGAGUAGGUCUACCGGUCUUUUCAAAAAAUCGAUUUUCUCACAUCUUCUUUUUCUCUCUUUUUCUCUUUCACUUUUCUUCCUCGAGGGGUUGAACCAUAUUAAAAACGUCUCGUAAUUAUAAUGAGUAACGGCGGAACCUUUCUCUCAUAGGUCGACGAAAACGCUCGAAAGGCCGGUAGUAGAGCGCAUUACGUGAGCGUUUCAUUAAAAGCUUUCGUGAGUGCGCGCGCGAGCGCACGAGCACGAGCAUGGCAGCACACGUUGGAAAGAAAAUUGCGACUUGCGGAGGCUGCGUGCGAAGCUUUAUUAAGCGCGCUUCAUGCGCGAUUUGCAUUCGUCUGGGUCGGUGAUAGAUUUGAAAUUUCCACGUAGAACGUGCGUUGGAUACCUAUAUAGGGCCGAGGAUUCGAACCGAGACGAAUGGUACGUCGCGUGGAGAAGCGUACCUACGUAACCACCGCGCGUGAUUGUGUCUCUCUACCUUUCUACGUAUACGUAUGUGUGUGCACAUCAAUGUGUUGGUAUAUGUGCACGUGUAUGUCAGUGAGAGAGGGGGAAAGAGAGGAGGCAAACGAGGAGAACGAUAUAGAUGGAAAGAGUGAAAGAUAGCUCGGUGAGGGAAAGAGAGAGACAGAGGGAGAUGGAGGAUAUAGAGCGAGAUGUGGAUAGAGUGAGGUCGUGAAGCUUGAAUGGGGCUAGUUUGAGAUAGUUAGCGGGCCUUCAGAGGCACAAUCGGCCGCGAUUGGCGGGCCUACAAUCACACGUCGCAUUAUAUGUCCAUCAACGCGGCGGAUCUUGCAAAUACGUUAGCGGACCAAAGCCAACGGGUUAGCAGCCACAAAAAUCUUGAAUUCGAAGCGACAUUAUGUAGCAUCUCGUAUGGUUAUAGGAUGGGUCAGGUUCGAGUCGAUCUAAUAUGUGUCUGUAGAUAGAGACAGUUUUCGAAGACCUUGUCGGGAAAUCUUGCGGUCUGAUUGUUGCUGACGACGUCCUGCAUUGUUGCGGAUGUUCCGAUAUCAAUUUUCAGAAAUAAUUUGAUUUGAAGAAAAACGCAGAAAAAUUUUCAAGUUUCCGAAUCUUUUUUAUUACAACAUACUUAUGAAAAAUUGAAGAAAAGAUUAAAGAAAUAUUCUCCAAUGAAAUUGCUUUGGCCUUGUUGAACGGAGGCCGCAGCUGCGAAGGAAAUAAUCUUGAUACACCCUAUUAGAGAUAGAAAUCGUUGGGCAAAUAUUGUAUCUUCCUAAUCUCGUACUAUCGUCGCACUAUCUUGGAAUUAUCAUACAGUAUGAAUCGAAUUCUUCUGGGAAUUAAUUGGCUCCGCGCCGAAGCUAGGUACCUUGGAGACCCGGAUUAUCCUUUGCGCGGUAAGUAAACGAGAAUAUUUGUAAUUCUUGCUCGCACUGCAGCGUAUAACUCCACGAAGAAAGUGCGUCUACAUAUGUAUAGGUUAUUUGACUAAUAAAUAUUGAACACUAAAUUUCAUUAAUAUAAUUUUCAUUUUAUGUACUUUUUUUUAAAUACUCUAAUCGUGUAUUCUACAUACGACUCGCAAAUUUGCGAUUUAGGAGUCGAAGGAGUCGAACCAGAUGCAAACAAGCGUGAUUAUCCGGUAACCUCAGAUCAAAUGUGGUGGUGUGCAGGAGACUCAGGAGAGGGAUGAGGGGCUAAGAGAGGGACUCGAGCGACUAACGGAAUAACUAAUUUAUCAAUUCUUCGGUUCGGUUGGCUCCGAUACCCCUGGCUAUAUUUGCGAAUUCGUGCAAACGAGGACUUCCAAUUCCCAGGGUGCAUCGUCGUCUUGUUUGGACACGAGAGGGACCUCAGAAAGCUUCGGCUUACGAGAUGUCAAUAUGCUAUAAGUGACGGCGGUCUAUGCGCGCCGAACCAAAAAGCUUUCAAUGAUUGUACAAAGAGUAUCGAGACGAAUUCAUCAUUGUGACAUUUACUAUCACGAGACACGAUAAAACUAUAGUAUCUUAUUAUAUAGGUUACGGAUGAUUGAUCUAAUGUUUUUUGACGAGAUACGGAUAUGAUGUCAUUAUCUUAUUGAAUGAUUUAUAUCAACACUUUAUCUUGGAACUGAUUAAUGACGGCAUAGAAAUUUUAUCAAUACUAACAAUCAGUUAAGAUUCAAUUACUUUAGAAUUACAAUACUGACCUGCUCUGUUCCAAUUUGCGACACCUCAUUUAAGAAGCUAAUCCUCACGAGAAUACAUCUUGCAUUUUAACUCGUUAUCGUGCCGUGCGUUGGCGCCACUGAAGCUAUUUCACAGUUCAAUCAAUAUAACAUGUCGAAUUAUUCUUAAAACGUCGAACAUUUUUGUACUGGUUCAUAAAAUCAAUGAAAUAUUCACUAUCAAUAGAGUAAUCGAAAAUUUGACUGUAGAGAUUAUAAAUGAAAUCCUGUUUCUUCGUCGUUAACUCAGAGAAGUUAACUCCAAGAAGGUAGUGAAGGAGAAAGAAGAUGAUGGGUGGUAAAGUGCGGAGGAGAAUCGUUCGCGGAACUUGAAAAUCCAUGGCGCGUAUCUCGACUCCAAUGGUCAGUACAAAUAAAUACGUUUGUAAUUAGAACGCAAUUUUGAUUGAAAAUGUAAGUUUUGUUGACACGCAAUUCACGCUACGAUAAUCAAACGAAUAUGCUCAUAUAUUUCCCCCAAAUUGUGUUUUCGUUUAAUAUUUGGUAUUACAAAAUUUUGCGAUCAAAGUGAGAGGAAACGUUGGAGUAUGGAAAGGGGGAAGAGAUGGAGGUAAUAUUAAUUGAAUAGUAACAGGGAUAUCAUCAUCCUGGAUAAUAUUAAUUGAAUUCCUGAAUCCACAGAAAUGAUUUAUAUAAUACUUGAAAAUAUAGCAAUUUCAAGAUAAUUUGUGUGAUAAAUGUACAUAAUCGUGGAUACAUAUAAAAAAUAUACCUUCAUUUAUCUUUCUUUGGUGUCAGUAAGUUUGCGAUAUAGAUCUGCGUAUUAUGUAAUAAAAUUUGUCUUGUAAUCGUUAAAAAUUUUAUACCACAGUUCUUAAGGUAGGCAAUUAAUCAACCAGCAAUGCAUCAGAAUAAUUAUCACCGUAGGAUGAUUAACAUCAUCAGAUAUGCAAAAUGAAAUAACGAAGAUUGUGAAAAAUAUAAAUUACUGUUAGAUAGAAAGAAAGAAAAACUGGUGAGAAAACGAAGAUAGAAAAUGUCGUGUGCGAAAAAAAGAAAAACAGAAAUUCUUCCCAAACAAGAAUGCAAAACACUUCGAAUUAUACCAAUCAAUAUUCUUCGACUAAUCCUUCGGGAAUCCUGAUGCUCGUGUCACGUCACCUUUAUUUAUUUAUCUUCUCCCUAUAGCUUUCUUUUUCCUUUUUAGUCUUUCGCAAGUAUUUCAAGCAUUUCGAGAUUACCAGAAAACUGGAGAGUCAUAAAGCGACUCUCUUCGUCUAGAUUUCAAUGAGAGAGACUCCCAUGGGAAACGAUGGCGUUGCUUCGAACCCCUUCAUAUUCGAACGUUAGCUAAAUAAAAGUAGUAGUACAAUAUCGGUUCUCCUGUAUUCUACACCUCCCCUCUAUCUUUUCUACCUCUUCCUCCUCUUUUACUUAUAUUAUUCUUCAGUGUGGCAUGUAUCAGUUUCUGUAAUAAAAGGCAAGCUGUUUU